Molecule: messenger RNA, 1773 nt
Organism: Laccaria bicolor S238N-H82
Lineage: Eukaryota; Fungi; Basidiomycota; Agaricomycetes; Agaricales; Hydnangiaceae
Exons: 12
Coding region: 1-1773 (590 amino acids)
Biological process (GO): proteasome-mediated ubiquitin-dependent protein catabolic process; regulation of proteolysis
Cellular component (GO): cytoplasm
Molecular function (GO): ubiquitin protein ligase binding
Source: RefSeq, a predicted model, not a curated record
AUGAAUACACAGACGGCUGAGGCCAACACGGAAUUCCAGGAAUCAACCUCUAUCACCUUUGAGUGGACCUUGAGGGGCCUCAAGAACCUUUUUGAUUCGACCAAGGGAGACACCAAGUCAAAAGUCACAAAGUCGGCACGCUUCGGGGGAGGAAGUUGGCAAGUAUUCUUUUCUAUGCAAACGCUGGAACAACGAAAGAGGGAAGCAGCGACACUGGUGGAUUUUUGUUGGUUAAAUGUGUAUCGAUGCUUGAUAGCCAACGACGGAGGAAAAGGAAGCGGCGUUGGGAGAUUCUGGAAGGCAAGAUUCUAUUCCACGAGGCUACUGGCAUGUUGGGUUCACCUCGAUGUUAGGUGGAAUCGAGAAGGAAUAUACAAGUUUAGUUUCGAGCUUCGAAAUAUUGGGAAAACAGUGGUGUACAACCUGAAGGAAGCUCAUAACCAUUCAUUUUCGUACAAGACCGCAAAUUGGGGAUGGGCGCAAUUUGCACGCAGAGAUGCUGUUUAUUAUCAAUCAACGCCCGUGAAAGCUCAAGAUGCCUUCGUGAUCAUAUGCACGAUCACAUCGUCGCCUGCAAACCCAAGACCCAUCCCAACACUCCCUCGCCAGCCAGUACCGAAAGUUCUCUUGGAUACCGUAGGAGCCCUGCUUGACGAUCCCCUCUAUUCUGAUGUACAAUUCAUCAUUCCCCGGCGGCAUCAAGAUUUUAGAUACGCGCGCAGGAUAUGGGCAUCUAGGCGAAUGCUCGAACGAGCUGAAUAUUUUGAAACGAUGUUCAAUUCGAGCUUUGCGGAGACGUUGGAAGGUACAACUGCUACGCCGAAAUCUGCUUCCCGUGGUUUAACGAGCCCGGGCGGCACAGACUCUGGUACCAUCAUGCAUGAGUUUGAAGACUCCGACGAUGAGGAUGACGACGUUUUUGACACGUCUUCGAUCUCUUCAGAGCAGGAUUUACCACCUACUACGUCUACCAACCUGGAAGCCAGCUCAAUUUACGUGGUUGACAGCCCAACAGAACACGCAGACAGAAAACGAGCCGAGGAAGCAGUGUGCUCGACAAGCUCUCAUAGUCAAAUGUCUCCCCGUUCAAUGACACACCGGCCCCUCGACUCCUUCCAUGGCUCAUCAAAGAUGACAGUCGUCGUCAGAGAUAUCGCCUACACUACGUAUCGUGCCAUGCUAUACUAUCUUUACACAGAUAGCAUCGUAUUUGCACCACUCUCGUCAUCGUUUAUGGGAAAUAAUUCUGGAACCGCGCGGGCAGCGAGUUCGUCUGUUGUCAGCCUUCCGAGUACGCCUCCAGAAGGCUCAGGGCAAGUACCCGGGGCGAAGCGCGUUGCACAACAGGAUUCAGCGUCUACCAGGUCGGAGUGGAUUUCAGAUUGGAUGAAGAACAAUCCCGGGCGACCUGCGCCUUGUUCCGCCAAAGCUGCUUACCGAGUAGCCGACCGGUUGGAUCUUGGGGAGUUGAAAGAGCGGGCAGCACAGCACAUUUUCAAAUCACUUACGGUCGACAAUAUUGCGUUGGAAGUCUUCUCUCCGUUUGCGGCUGCCUUUGACGAAAUACGUAAGGUAGAGAUCGACUUUUUCUUAACACACUGGCAAGAAAUCCGAGCAUCAGAAUCAAUGCGAGACGUUUGGCAGCAAAUCAGGAACGGCCGGCAUCCUGGGUUCGAAGAAGUCUGGCCUCUCAUUGCUCAGAGCCUGGAGUUUAAGCCGACUGGUCCGACUCCGCACUCUCCAAGGGUUAGCGAUUCUAGCCAUCCCUGCUGA